AGGAAUUUGUUUUUCCGCGUGUCUCAUCUGACUCAACUUGGUGUUAAAUUGGUAUUUGUGAUCGAGGGAGAGGCCCCAGAGCUAAAAUGGGAGGAGAUGUGGCGAAGACAACAAGCCAGGGGAAUUGUCAAGCCUGGAACAACUUUCAGACAUGUAAAACGAAAAAGGUCACAAUUCUCAUCUUGUUUAAAAGAGUGUUGUGAAUUACUUGAUCUGUUGGGAAUACCACAUAUAACUGGUCAUGGUGAAGCUGAGGCGAUGUGUGCUUCCUUAAAUGCUGCUGGUUUGGUGGAUGGAUGUCUAACAGAUGAUGGUGAUGCCUUUCUAUAUGGAGCUCAGACUGUAUACAGAAAUUUUACUAUGAAUUCUAAGGAUCCACAUGUAGAAAGCUAUUGUAUGUCAGAUAUUCAGACAGAAUUAGGAAUAAACAGACAAAGCUUAGUGGGACUUUCAUUAUUACUGGGUUGUGAUUAUGUACCAGGUGGUGUAGCUGGAGUGGGUGUGGCUAAUGCUGUUAAACUGCUCAAAUCAUUGGCUGGCAUGGAUGUCAUUCAAAGGUAA
This is a messenger RNA of Lottia gigantea (owl limpet), 561 nucleotides long. RefSeq lists its product as hypothetical. The annotation marks the transcript as partial. Lineage: Eukaryota; Metazoa; Mollusca; Gastropoda; Lottiidae. The transcript has 4 exons. Gene Ontology annotation, molecular function: 5'-flap endonuclease activity; four-way junction DNA binding. The record is from RefSeq and is a predicted model, not a curated record.